CUAAUAUAUAUAUAUAUAAUCUUUUAGAUCAAACCUCCGAUUAAGAACAUCUGUGAGAAGAAAUCAACACAAACAGAUUGAUAAAACAAAGAAAGAAGCAAAUCAAACAUUUACUUAAUAAUGGAUGUAUCCAGAUUUGUUAUUGAAGCCUCCGAAGCUGAAUCAAUGGCUAACCAAGCAGGUCUCUCUGUCAAAGAUCUCCUCUCCACCCUCGUUGGAUCCUCCCAGAAGCUCGCCCGAUGUCCAAUCUCCAAUUUCUCCGUCGCCGCCGUUGGAUUGGGCUCCGACGGCCGGAUCUUUCUCGGGGUAAAUCUUGAAUUCCCCGGAGUUCCUCUCCAUCAUUCAGUCCACGCUGAACAAUUCCUAAUCACAAACCUCUCUCUCAAUCUCUCUCCCGGUCUCUCCGCCUUCGCCGUCUCCGCCGCCCCUUGCGGUCACUGCCGUCAGUUCUUGCAAGAGGUUCGCAACGCCUCUAAAACCCAGAUCUUAAUCACAACCGAUGAAUCACCAAAGUUCAAUCCUUUAUCAUUAUUGCUCCCAAUCCCAUUUGGCCCAUAUGAUCUCUUAGAUGAAGAAACCCCUCUUCUUCCUGAACCACAUGAUAAUAGAUUGAAGUUUUUGUUCAUAGAAGAUACGACAAAACCCUGCAAUUUAUCAAAUGGGUCAUGCGAAUUGUACAAAAAGAAUCGACAUUUAUUGAAAGAAGAAGCUCUGAAAGCGGCGAACAAUUCUCACGCACCUUACAGCGGUUCUCCAUCUGGGAUUGCGUUGAUGGAUUGUGAAGGGAGAAUCUAUAAGGGUUCUUAUUUGGAAUCGGCGGCGUUUAAUCCAAGCUUGGGUCCAGUACAGACGGCGUUGAUUUCUUAUGUUGCGUCUGGUGGCGGAUAUGGGUAUGAACGGAUUGUGGCGGCGGUGCUGGUGGAAAAAGAGGCGGCGCCGGUGAUGCAAGAAGACACGGCGAAGUUAUUGCUUAAGGUUGUUUCUCCAAAAUGUCAUCUCCAGGUUUUUCACUGUGUUUCAGAUUCAGAUUCAGACUCCAUCAAAAAGCAGUGAAUUUGAUUCACCACGGUUAACAUAUUAUCUUAAUUAAAUAUUGAAAUGGUUUGAUUAUUUAAAUAAUAAUAAUAAUGUGUUAUAAGAUCUGUUUGCAGUUAUUAAUUAU
Molecule: messenger RNA, 1162 nt
Organism: Impatiens glandulifera
Lineage: Eukaryota; Viridiplantae; Streptophyta; Magnoliopsida; Ericales; Balsaminaceae
Product: cytidine deaminase 1
Exons: 1
Coding region: 121-1053 (310 amino acids)
Cellular component (GO): cytosol
Molecular function (GO): zinc ion binding; cytidine deaminase activity
Source: RefSeq, a predicted model, not a curated record